AGGUCUUAGGGUUGGAUAUCUGUGCCGAUAUAAUGAUAGGAAACAAUAUGUUGCGAGGCAUAUCAGGAGGGCAAAAAAAGAGAGUAACUACAGCUGAGAUGCUUGUCACACCCGGGCGAGCCCUUUUCAUGGACGAGAUAUCAACUGGACUUGAUAGCUCGACAACCUUCCAGAUUGUGAACUCCAUCCGACAAACAAUCCACAUUAUUGGUGGAACAGCAGUCAUUGCCUUACUACAACCUGCACCAGAGACAUAUGAAUUGUUUGAUGAUAUAAUUCUCCUUUCGGAUGGUCAUGUUGUCUAUAAUGGCCCUCGAAAAUAUGUUCUCGAGUUCUUUGAAAUAAUGGGAUUCAAAUGUCCCAAGCGAAAAGGCGUAGCUGACUUCCUGCAAGAAGUUACAUCAAUAAAAGAUCAAGGACAAUACUGGAUAAACGAUGAUGAGACAUACAGAUUUGUUCCGGUCAAGGAGUUUGCGGAGGCAUUUCAAUCUUUCCACGUUGGUCAAGCUAUAAGGAGUGAGUUAGAUGUGCCAUUUGACAAGGACAAAAGUCAUCCCACAGCUCUAAAAAAAUCACAAUAUGGUGCCAGCAUGAAGGAACUACUCAAAGCUAAUAUCAACAGAGAGAUAUUGCUCAUGAAGAGGAAUUCCUUUGUGUAUAUAUUCAAGGCAACUCAGUUGACACUCUUGGCAAUCAUUGCAAUGACCGUAUUUCUGCGCAUCAAUAUGCAUCGUGACUCGGUAACAGAUGGACGGAUAUACAUGGGUGCUAUCUUCUUUGGGAUCUUGAUGAUAAUGUUCAAUGGGUUUGCAGAAGUAGGUCUAACUACUGUAAAGCUCCCGGUUUUUUUCAAGCAACGGGAUCUUCUCUUCUUUCCAGCAUGGACAUACUCGUUGAUGUCAUGGAUCAUCAAGACCCCCCUCUCCUUGCUCAAUGCAACAAUUUGGGUUGGGAUAACAUACUAUGGUAUUGGAUUUGAUCCCAACAUACAAAGAUUUUUUAGACAACUCCUACUGCUCUUCUUAGUGAACGAGGCAUUUUCUGGACUCUUCCGCUUCAUUGCUGGCCUUGCAAGGCAGCAUGUUAUUGCAAACACCAUCGCUUCCUCCUGCAUGUUAAUUUUUAUGCUCACCGGUGGAUUCGUCAUGGCAAGAG
This is a messenger RNA of Triticum dicoccoides, 1155 nucleotides long. Its product is annotated as ABC transporter G family member 53-like. Gene Ontology annotation, molecular function: ABC-type transporter activity. Gene Ontology annotation, cellular component: membrane. The transcript is spliced from 5 exons. The record is from RefSeq and is a predicted model, not a curated record. Lineage: Eukaryota; Viridiplantae; Streptophyta; Magnoliopsida; Poales; Poaceae. The annotation marks the transcript as partial.